Rhizoctonia solani is the source of this 1626-nucleotide messenger RNA. RefSeq names its product cytochrome P450 family protein. Lineage: Eukaryota; Fungi; Basidiomycota; Agaricomycetes; Cantharellales; Ceratobasidiaceae. The record is from RefSeq and is a predicted model, not a curated record. Gene Ontology annotation, molecular function: heme binding; iron ion binding; monooxygenase activity. Bases 1 to 1626 code for a protein of 541 amino acids. The transcript is spliced from 9 exons.
AUGUCAGCUCAAUCACUUCAGCCUGUCCAAUGUGCCGCAGCGCUCGGAGCUGUCGCGCUGGCCUACUACUUGCUCCCAUACUUGCAUGACCCGCACGAAUAUCGCCGUCGGUUCUCUGGACCACUACUGGCUAGCUUGAGCGGCUGGUGGAUGUCGUAUACGUGCUUGACAAAGGAUCAAAACGAACACAUAAGGCAAUUACACCAGAAGUAUGGCACAUUCGUCAGAAUAGGUCCGAAUCACAUCAGCAUAUCUGAUCCUGACGCGAUGGAGGCUGUGUAUGCCCAUGGAAGCGGCCUUCUCAAGUCGGAUUUCUACGGAGGAGCCCCAGGUCACGCUUCGAAUACGUUUGUCGAGUUAGACAAGUCCAAGCAUCUCAAGCUGCGUAAACGCAUUGCAAAUAUCUUCAGCCAGCAGAACGUCUUGACAUUUCAGCCGCGAGUCAAGAAGCAUAUUGCUCAGCUCUGCGCUCAGCUCGACUUCCGCUGCAAGGAGGCAGCUCGUGGUGUAUCUGGCUUCAACUGGACCGCAUAUAACGGCUCUGCAGUCGUAGACUUUUGCCCGCAGCUUUCGUAUCUCGCGUUCGAUGUUAUUGGCGACCUGGCAGCUGGAGCCUCGUUCGGACUGAUCCAGGCUCAGAAGGACUCCUCUCCUAUCGUUGGCUCGAGCGACGAGACCGGACAGAAAGAUGAGGGAGCGGUCCAAAUCCCGGUCAUUGCCGCCAUGGCCAGCUUCAACACGCUUAUAGUCGCAGUGCAGAUGUUUCCAUUAUGGGCGCGUAACAUCGUCAAGCUUCUUCCGUGGUACGUCUCCGGGUUCAUGAAGCAGAUUGGCUUCUUUGGCUUGGUAGCAGCCAUAAUCGAGGCUCGACUGAAGCGUGGAUCGAACGAAGAGGACGGACCCGACUUUAUAGACAAGUUCCUGGAGGCUAAGAACGAAGACGGUACUGGGAUGACUGUAGAUGAGCUACGCUCCGAGACGAGCGUGAUGCUCCUUGCUGGAAGCGAUACCUCGAGCAAUACUCUCAGCUCGCUGUUCUACCACCUCGCCAUAAACCCCGACAUGCAGCGCAAGUUGCAGAACGAGCUAGACGAGCAUCUGCCACCAGUCCAGUCCGAAGACAGUGACGACAAGAGUGGUAUCGUUGUUCCCCCUAGCGACAUAGUGCCCGACUACAACGACAUCAAAAACCUACCCUAUCUCAACGCAUGCAUCAAAGAAGUCCUUCGCGUACACUCGACCAUCGGCACCGGUCUUCCUCGCAUUGUUCCUGAAGGAAAGACGCUGACAGUCGCGGGUCAGACGUUCAAGGCGGGAAGCGUGAUUAGCGUGCCUUCGUACGUGACCAACAGGUCGGAUGUGUGGGGACCGGAUGCGUCUGAGUUUCGACCUGAGCGGUGGCUGGAUGAGAAUGUGACGUCGGUAAACAAGUACUUUGUGCCGUUCUCGACUGGGCCUCGGUCUUGUGUUGGACGGAACUUGGCAUAUAUGAAUCUGGCACUGAUUACGGCAGGGCUGCUACGGCGCUACUCGAUAGAAGCACUUCCCACGACCAAGUUAACGGUGCAUGGAACAUUCGUGAGAGAGGCGGCGCAUUGCGAAGUCGCAAUCAAACGCCGCGACUAA